Oryzias melastigma (Indian medaka) is the source of this 4073-nucleotide messenger RNA. It is a transcript of the gene ptafr, whose product is annotated as platelet-activating factor receptor. Lineage: Eukaryota; Metazoa; Chordata; Actinopteri; Beloniformes; Adrianichthyidae. Gene Ontology annotation, molecular function: platelet activating factor receptor activity; G protein-coupled purinergic nucleotide receptor activity. The transcript is spliced from 2 exons. Gene Ontology annotation, biological process: chemotaxis; G protein-coupled receptor signaling pathway. Gene Ontology annotation, cellular component: membrane. The record is from RefSeq and is a predicted model, not a curated record. Bases 1301 to 2476 code for a protein of 391 amino acids.
AAUUGGUACACUUAUAGUUUAUUUUGUUACUUACAAAUAAUUUUAAGUAUUGUAGUACAUCAGCUUCUAUAGAACAUAUAUGUUUAGUGUAGAAAGUACUCUAACUGAAUACCACUUCUGACUCAAUUGGGAAAUUGUAUGCUUUACAAAUACCGAUAGUACAUAAAAAGUGACUACUAGAGUAAGUGUACUUGUAGUUGUAGUUUUUUUCAACUUGUAACCUAAAUUUUAAAUAUUUAAUACAAAAACAAUUUUUUUUAAAUGAGAUACUUAAAAGCUUUAAAUGUAAAGUUUUAUAAAUCCCUUGGCAAAAGUAAAAAAAAACUUGAAGUUUAUGUUACUAAGUAAACUUACAUAUUAGUGUAGCAAGUAUAGAAUAAUAUAGAAAAUGUACAUGUACAUGUAGUGUAGGAAGGAUAAAAAUUGAAAACUUCUUCAGAUUAAAUUGGAGCAUUUUGAGUUUACAAUAUACAGAAAGUAUGUAAACUUCAAGUAUAUUUGUUCAUUUUAAUAUACUUGCACAAUAAAUGAGACAACAUUUUGCUUCUGGUUCCUAAUUUUCCAUUUUUUCUUUCCACCUCGAAACUAAAAAUUUAAAUAUUUGAAAGACAAAACAUAUUAUAUAGAAGAUUGGGUGUUGAUAUAUAUUAAAGAAGAUUUUCUAUUUUUUUUAACAGAUUAAAGGAUUUUAGAUGUAUUUUAUGAUUUGAAAAAACACAGUAAGAGUCACUUAGUAAGCGUUGACUUGAUAUUUGUUUGAUAGAUUGACACAAUUUUGGAUAAAAUGGUGAAAUAUUUGUUUUAAUUACUGACAUUUGCUGUAUUAAGAUGAUUCUGUGAGACACAAAGGCUUUUAUUUUGAAAGGAAGUCAUUCGAACUUCUGUCAGAACUAUUUCAUAUUUUGAAAAGGCACUUUUUAAUUUAUUUAUUUUAACAUUCCCAUGAAAAAAAAAAAAAAAAAAUCCUACUUCUUGUACAGUUCUUGCUAAAGGAAGUCUUGUUGCCUCCCAGCAAUCAUUGGGCUCAAACCGGAAAUACAAAAUUCCUGAGUUGCUGUCGUUUUCGUUUUUGUAAAGGCGUGCAAGCCUCGACACGCGAGUGUUUUAUGGAGGCAAGUUUGAUGUUACACAACCCGGGUCUUCCCUGAAAGCGGUUGCUGAAUGAACUCCUCCUUCCUUCCUUCUAGUUCUUCCCUCAGAGCGUUGGAGGAAACAGCAGAGACGCACCGCUCCGUCUCUGCGCUCAAACAUCUCUAUGUAGUUUCAUGACAAAGAUCUACAACUGCGAAAACCACACAAAAUGCUGGGAACCACUCAACAAGUUGUGACGGAACCCCCUACGGCCAACACUUCCUCAUUCCUGGACUCAGACUUUCGCUACACGCUGUUCUCCGUCACUUACAGCAUCUUCUUCGUGGUGGGCUUCUUCGCUAAUGUGUACGUGCUGUUCAUCCUGCGAUGCCUGCGUGAUGCAAAGGGCAUGGGAGAGAUCCGCAUCUACAUGACCAACCUGACCAUCGCGGAUCUACUUUUCGUGUGCGCCCUUCCCUUUUGGAUUGGUUACUACUACCGCGGAGGCCACUGGAUCUACAAAGACUUUCUGUGUCGGCUGACGGGCUCGUUCUUUUUUAUUAACACCUACGGCACCAUCCUCUUCCUGGGAGCCAUCAGUCUGAACAGAUACUGGGCGGUGACGCGGCCGCUGAAUGUGGCGGCUUCGAAUCGCAGGCGCCGCGGGAUCAUCGUGUGCGUUCUGAUCUGGUUGUGCACGGUGUCCAUGGCCAUCCCGCAGCUGACGUCGGAGGGGACGCACACUGGCUCAGACAACCUGACGCGAUGUUUUGAGGGCUACCACGAGGAAACGGACACAGAGAAGCGAAAGGUCGCCUUCACUCAUUUUUUAAUCAUCGGGCUGUUUUUCGUUGUUUUCUUCCUUGUCGUGGUGUGUAACCUCCUCAUCGCUCUGGCCCUACUCUCUCAAAAGGCUCCUCAAUCAACGUUGCGAUCCCAAACAUUAGUUCACAAAAAUUCCAACAGGACCAUGUCGUCCUCGAGGAAAAAGCCAAGAGGGGUGAAACAACGAGCCUUGCAGAUGCUGCUGGCAGUGGUGGGUGUGUUUGUUCUGUGUUUCCUGCCUCACCAUGUAAUCCAAGCCCCCUGGGUUCUGGCGGUACUGAAGAUCUCAGAAGGAUGGGGCCACGUAGACUGGGACCAAGGCACCCGCCAAACUCUAAACGACGCCCAUCAGAUCACCCUGGUUCUAAUGGGCCUCAACUGCAUUUUGGAUCCUGUGGUUUAUUACUUUGCCACAAGGAAGUUCAGGAGGUUCAUCAUGGCGCACAUGAAGAAGUUCGUGAAAGGAGAUGGUUGUGCCAACACACUCAACACCCAGAUGUCUGUGGAGAGCAAAAAUCACAGCCAAAGACUGCAGAGCGUUCAACAGGAGCCCAACGAGGCGCAACCCGACCAAUCGUGAAGGAAGUCUAUUUAUGAAAAUGGAAUGUAGAUAAACAUUUCUGUACAGGUUCUCAUGCUAUUUCUAGAAAAACCAGUUGCAUGCUGUAAUUUAUUGCAAAAGGAGACAUCCAAUUUUGAGCUUUAAACAAGUAUUUUUGAGCCUCAUUUGCACUGAGCAGUCCGGUACGGUAAGAUAUUUGUAGCGUUUCCAUUGUAAAUUGGACCCAUUAACAGUACCAACCCAUACCUCCUAUGCCUCGUUUCCACGGAGCGGUCCAGACCGGACUGGACCGGGCCGGUCUGGACUUUUGAAUGUUUCCAUUACAAAAUUGACCCAUUAAGCAGGACCGACUGGUACCAUUUCUGGUCCCCCGUUGGUCAUAGGUCCAUAGAAAAAAAGAAUGGACCCGUGAGGACGGAGCUUCUGUCACACAAUGUAACCCAUUGAUCGGGGGAAAACAUUUUACGACAGAAGCAAGCGGUUUUCCCAACUCAACAUCCAAACCGAAACUGUUGACCUCUUUUCGUCUGUAUUCCUCUUCACCCCCCCAAUAAUAAAAAUAUUGCAAAGAAUAUUAAAUUCUUUACAUCCAGUAUUCCCUGUGUGGGUUGGGGAUCGGAGACACAUCCACACACAAACUCUGUUUUUGUCUGCAUCUCACCCGACUUCUUCGGCCGAAGAAUGUCCAUUACUGAUCCAUACUCAUCAAAAACACCUCUGAGCUUUGUGAAACAUUUAGCUGUAGUCACACCGUGUCGAUCCAUAUUUACAUCGUCCGUCUGCGCCCCGUAUGCACUUUGAUGGUCCAACGCUCAAUGGAAGCGCUCACUUGAAAUCCCUGGACCAUUCUAAACCGGCCAAGAUGGGACUGGUCUGGUCUGUGCCGCUCAGUGGAAACAAGGCAUUAGGGCCCCCAUUGGUUGUGGAAAGUUUGGGGCGGAGCUGCUGUAGCCACCCCUUUAUUGGCAUUAGAAAGCGCUAAUAUUGUAAACCAUUUAAAGGAUAACCAAACCCUAAAUCAACUUUUUUUGGCUUUUGACUAUAAAUGGGGUGUAAAGGUGCUGUCUGAUGGUCAUUUGAAAAAAAAUUUAAUAACCUAAAAUAAAAUUGUUUAAUUCUUGAAAAUAUAGUCAAAAAUCGUCUGUACGCUGCCCCUACAGGUUGAAUCUGGGUAUUACAGUUGAAUUUUGUAAUUGGUCAAACCAUGUAUAUUUCAGAGGUCUGACAUCACGAUCUGCAGCUCCAGUAAAGAUAACAGUCCACGCCCCCAGCCCCACCCCUCUGACUGGAUUUUCAUAUUUCGGCUGUGGGUGGAGUCAGCCUCCAAGUUCCCUGUUUGGUUACCCUUUAAGCUACCGUUUCCAACAUUUGUAAGCAUGUGCCCUGAAAACAAACUGCUUAGAAGAAGCGAGGCUUAACUGAGUAGAAACACUCGCCAGAAUUAACUGAACCGCACCGUACCACUCCUUACCGUACCGGACCGGACCGCUCAGUGGAAACAAGGUUUUGCAGUCUGCAAUUUUUUAUUGUUAUGAAUUCAUGUUUCUAAGGAUUUUUUGAGCUGUGCUCAGUAUUAGAACUUACUGUGAUCACAUAUUUAUUUUAUAUUAAAAAA